Thermochaetoides thermophila DSM 1495 is the source of this 4026-nucleotide messenger RNA. RefSeq names its product calcium-dependent cysteine-type endopeptidase-like protein. Lineage: Eukaryota; Fungi; Ascomycota; Sordariomycetes; Sordariales; Chaetomiaceae. Bases 1 to 4026 code for a protein of 1341 amino acids. The transcript has 5 exons. Gene Ontology annotation, molecular function: calcium-dependent cysteine-type endopeptidase activity. Gene Ontology annotation, cellular component: cytoplasm. Gene Ontology annotation, biological process: proteolysis. The record is from RefSeq and is a predicted model, not a curated record.
AUGUCUCGUCAUAGCUUCAGGCCCCCAGGUCCUAUGCCCAUGGGUCCUCCAGGCAUGACAAUACCCAAUAGGGGAGUUAAUCCCCUGCGUACACCGCAGGACAAAGUCGAUGAAUUCUGGGAGAAAUUCACCACCAAGGCACCAGGAAAAGGCAGGUUUAUCCUAAACAAGCGCUUGAGUUGGACGAAAGAUCGCUUCAUUUUUUUCCCCAUUACCUUGCUUCCCAAGAAUGAGCUGACAGAAAAGCUUGCCAAACGCUCCGCGGCUAAAGACCUCGCUGGAGGCGAGACCACGGCGACGACAAGGUCGUAUGAGGAAGCAGCCGCCCUUUGCAAGGCCAAAGUCGCCCAGAUCGUUAGUGAGUGCCGCCGAGUGAACCAGAAGUACCGUGACCCACACUUCGACCUCGACUUCGACCUGCGUACUGGCCGCCGCGACUGUCUCGAGUCGCUGAGUAAUGACAAAGGCGACUACUAUUACCCGUCGGACAGCGACUCGGAGGAUAGCAUAACCAGCUAUUAUCGAGGGGUUCGAGGAUCCGGAGACUUGGGUCGUGUUUCUAAUAAGACUCGGAACGUCAGAAAGGACCAGGCUGCCGGUGGUGAGAAAAAAGAGGGGGCCGAGACUUCGGGGCUCACGGAAUUUGCAGAUGGGUAUGGCACAAGGUGUCGCUCUCGUUGGCCUGGUGCCGACCUCAAACCCCAGUCUGUCAAGAGGGUUGGAGAAAUUUUUGAUGAUCCCAAGUUUUUCAUUGAGGGACCUAGCGCGAACGAUGUUCGUCAGGGCCAUAACGGCGACUGUUGGUUGAUGGCUGCUCUGUGUACCUUGAGCAACAAGCCGGGCCUCAUUGAGAGGGUCUGCGUAGCUCAAGAUCCGGAUGUGGGCGUGUAUGGGUUUGUGUUCCAUCGCGAUGGCGAGUGGUUCAGUGAGAUCAUUGACGACCAACUCUACCUCAUCAAACCAGACUACGACCAGGCCUUUACGGAGAAUGGCGACCGCAACCUUGACCGCAUCCUUUGGGAUAAAGUCCAGCGCGAUGAGGACACAGAGGAAAUCUACCGCAAGACGUAUCAGUCGGGCAGCAGCGCUCUGUACUUUGCGCAAUGCGCUCACCCCAAUGAAACCUGGCUCCCGUUGCUGGAAAAGGCCUACGCCAAAGCCCAUGGCGACUAUGCAGCGAUUGAGGGAGGUUAUGUCGGUGAAGGGAUAGAGGAUCUCACUGGCGGCGUCACUACGUCGCUGUUUACGGCUGACAUCCUUGAUAAGGAGUACUUCUGGAAAGAAGAGCUGAUGAAGGUCAACCAGGACUUUUUAUUCGGUUGCGCGACCGGUUUGUGGGGUCUCGGAUGGGGAGAGCGAAGGGGCAUUCAGGAGCAUCAUGCAUACUCGAUUAUGCGUGCUGUCGAGAUCGACGGCCAGCGGCUUCUUUUACUCAAGAAUCCUUGGGGUAAAGGGGAGUGGAAGGGGGCUUGGAGUGAUGGCUCCAAGGAGUGGACCCCGGAAUGGCUGAAGAAGCUGAAUCACCGAUUCGGUGACGAUGGAGCUUUUUGGAUGUCGUACAAAGACCUCCUGCGGAAGUUUACAACCUUUGAUCGUACCCGACUGUUUGGCCCCGAGUGGCGAGUGACCUCGAUGUGGACGACUCUCAACGUGCCGUGGGCACGCGAGUACCACCACACAAAGUUUUCCUUCACACUGGCCAAGAAAAGUUCCGUCGUGAUCGUUCUUUCGCAGCUGGACAGCAGGUAUUUCCGUGGGCUUGAAGGCCAGUACAGGUUUGGUCUCGCCUUCCGCGUUCACCGUGCGGGCGAAGAAAACUACCUGGUUCGUACGCACACAAACUUCCUUAUGACACGAUCUUGCAAUGUAGAACUUGAGCUGCAGGCCGGGGAGUACACUGUCCUUGUCAAGCUUGAUGCCACGCGCGUCGAUGGACUUUUGCCCCCCGAAGAAGUUGUCCGCCUGAACGUCAAAAAACGUCGGGAGAAAUUGCUGCGCAUCGGCCUUGCGUACGAUAUCGCCCAUAGCAAAGCUCGGAUUGUCGAGACGGAAGAAGAAAAGGCCGCCCGUGAGGCCUAUGAGAAACGAAAGCGCGAAAAAUUGCGGAAGAAGCUGCGCAAGGAGCUUAAUGAGAGACGCAAAGAAGACUACUAUCUGAGCUGGAAGAAAACCCGAGAGGAAUGGAAAACCAAAGCUCGCGAUAGGAAGGUAGAAAAGAAGUUGAACAAAAAACUCCAUGACAAGCGCAUGGCAGCCAAGGAAAGGGCAGCUCGUAAGAGAAGAGAAAAGAUGGCGAAGAAAGUUAAGCGGGCCGAGGAUGAAAAGGAAGAUGAGCCCAGCGGAAAGGAGAUCGUCGACAAGAAACAAGAGCAACUUCAGAAAGAGAAGGACGACAAGGCUGUUAAUCAACAUCAAUCCGAUGGCAAUGAUUCCGCAGAUACCCGGAAUGAAGAAGAGAAGUCGACGGAGACCAAGGCCGGCAUUGCUCAACAACAGUCCCAUGAGGAGAAACCUGCAAAAGUGACAACAGAUGAGUCAAAAAGCGUGGAUGACGAGCAAGAGUCAGCGUCAAAUGCUUCUGAGGGCGCGGAAGCGACACCCUCUUCUUCGAGUCGACCAGCAGCGGAUGUGGCCCAUCAAAAUCCAGAGAAAAGAAGUGAGGAAGCUCCUUCCACUCCCGAGUCGGCAAUCUUGUCAGCUAAGAGCAACACUACGGACAAAAAGCCAAAUACAGUAGAGCCCUCAACUGAAGAAGCCGCCUGCUCCACCAAGACAGCUGCUGAGAGAACAGGAGGCGAUGAAUCAAAGCCUUCCGAAGACAAGCCUGCUUCUCCCAAAGAUUCUCAGGUUCCUGUACACGAGGCUUCUGGAGAUAAAGGCCCUGCUGGUAGCAAGAGAGCGACCAAGGCUGAUCAACCCGAGCUCGAAGCCAAACUUCGUAAAGCCCUUGAUAUCAUUUCCGCGUUCAAGUCAGAGCUCGAGGGUCUGCUCGGCGGUGAGGGUGCUUCUAAGGGCAGACAAGAUGACCGAGACGACCAUGACAAGACGAAAGAUGAGGUUGAAUCACACCCAGACGAGUCAAUUCACAAGCCACCUCAUACGCGUGAUCAACCAGACCACGAGUCGACUCACGAAGCAGACCAGGCUACCCACAGGUCGGAACCGGAGGAAUCAGAGGAUGAAUUCAGCGACCACGGAUCUCCCUCACCCUCCGACUACGACUUUAGCCUCCCAUCACUGUCUGACGUCUCCGAUACCGAGCUAGAACAGCACGUCAAGGCGUAUGAGGAGAGUGAGAAACUUGGAUCAGGCGGCCUCAACAGGCCAGCUCAAGUUGUGCUACCAGGACCUGGACUAGAAUCAGUGCCCCCUCCGCCGGGUAUUAUGCCGGGACCUUCUGGCGAUGAUGAGCCAGAGCCGUGGAACGCGGUUGCGGUUGUCGGGCUGAGGAUUUAUUACAAAGUUUCGGAGGAAGAUAAGGAUACGGAGGGACUGGUGAAGAUCAAGGUUGUUAGACCUGAUCCUUGGGCUAUUAGUGAUAGUGAGGAUGAAGAGGAUGAUGAAGGUGAAGAGGGUGAUGAUGAGAAGGAGAAGAGAGAGGAGGAAAAGAAGGAAGAGUGUGAUAGCCAGGACGUGGAGGCGGAGAACAAGAGUGAAGAACGUAGCAAGGAAGAGGUGGAGGGGAUUAAGGGAGAGGAUGAGAAGAAUCAUGUGGAAGAGAAGGAAGCAAAACAAGAGGAUGAGAAAGUAGAAAAGAAAGAGGAGAAAGAAAAGAAGGGAAAUGAAGAGGCGAGCAAGGAGAGAGAGAAGAAUGACGAUCGUAAGAGACCGAAGUUGGAAAAGCAGGAUUCGAAGGCUCCGAAACUGGAGCGGAAUGACUCUGGAAGAACUCCAAAAUUUGAACGGAAGGACUCAGGAAGGAUUCCAAGGUUGGAGAGGAGGGAGUCCUCAAGAGUGGAUGAAGCGAGAGUGUUGGAUGUCGAUGAUAGCGCCAAGGAUGCUGCACUAAAGGGAGAGGCAGAGUGA